GUAGUACAAUAAAGGUGUUUUCUACUGCUUUAAAACUACGCACGAACGUGAACGAAUCCGCCGGUUUAAUAUCUCCACCUGCGCGAGAUCCACAUGAUGAGAAAUUUAUAUUAUGAAUAAAAAUGGAUCUGUUAUAAUAUCCGGAGUUUUAAUAAACUAUAUAGUAAGUCGAAGUAUUCUUUAAAGACGAAUCGGAAUGCUUCGGAAGGAGACCUCCCGGUCAUACCACGAAUUCAAUGACGAGGAAGAACUUCAAACCCCAGACUUCUACCAAGACAAUGACAGUGCCAACGGUGGCCCGGAGGAGCCAGAAGAAUCCAUUACCAGUGUUCUACCAGAGGAGGACACGGUGAACUGCAAUCCAUUUACACUGUUCAACAAGGCCUGUCUGAAGAACGUGUUCACUGUCCUGCUGCUGUUCAUCUACCUGGUGCUGACUGCUGUGGCCGUGUUCCUGGCCUAUCAAACCGUCACUGACUUCAUGGAGAAGCUCAGUCACCCUGUCAUGUCUGUCACAUACAAGGAGGUGGAUGCCUUCUCUCCGCCAGGCAUCGCCCUGUACCCUGGUUCGGCUCAGCUACUGAGCUGUAAACACCACUACCACGCCCAUAUCCCCCCGCUGGUCACCCCAGGGAAGCCCCAGCCAGGAGAUUGUGUCAUGGAGGAAGUGACCUACACUGGCCCCUACACCAACCACACUGUGAAGCAAGCCUUGGUGGUCAGCGGUCCAACAGAUGUCAGAAACAGAGAGUUGAUCUUCCUGCAGUUCAGUCAGAACGAGACAGAAGAGGAUUUUAGUGCCAUCACAUACAUGCUCUUCGACAAAUACAACGACCUGUCCGGGAGCGUGGAUAAAUCAGGGUUCAUGCAGGACUGUGAGAGGAACUACUCCCAUGGUACGUUCUCUGGAGGCUUCAGGACCUGGGUCAAGAUGUCACUGGUCAAGACCUGGGAAGAAAACGAGUCCAUGGAGUUCCGGCAAGAGUCUAGUGUGGUCAAAUAUAAUGACAAGAGGCCUGUAUCAGAGCAAAAAGCCAUCCAGCUUUUCUUUGUUGUGUUUGAAUGGAGGGAUCCCUUCGUACAAGAAGUCAGAGAUAUUGUGACAGCCAAUCCGUGGAAUACCGUAGCCAUCCUGUGUGGCGUGUUCAUGGCUCUGUUCAAGGCGGCUAACUUUGCCAGUUUUAGUGUGAAAUGGGUCAUCAGGAUUCGUAAGAGGCAUCUGAGGAACAGAAACAGGGAACCGACCACAUCGUCUCAGAGAUACGUAGUAACUAAUACUGACAUUAAUAGAAUAGAGGAGUAACUUUCAUUUUUCCCGUGAACAAACUUCUUGGGCAGCGUUUUUUAUUUUUUUAAAUGUUGUUUUGGGAUCAU
Oncorhynchus keta (chum salmon) is the source of this 1374-nucleotide messenger RNA. It is a transcript of the gene pacc1, whose product is annotated as proton activated chloride channel 1. The record is from RefSeq and is a predicted model, not a curated record. Lineage: Eukaryota; Metazoa; Chordata; Actinopteri; Salmoniformes; Salmonidae.